AUGGCCGCCAACCCGGUUCAGAAUGGACUGUUCGUCCACGAUAACACUACUGCCCCCGAGCAUCCCAGCCUGAUGAGCAUGUUCUCCCUCAAGGGGAAGACAGCCAUCGUGUCGGGUGCCGCUGCUGGUAUCGGUCUCCAUGUCGCCCAGGGUCUGGCGGAGGCCGGUGCCAACGUAGCGCUGUGGUGGGGCUCCAACUCCAGUUGUAUCGAGCGGGCCGCCGAAAUUGCCUCCCAGUACGGUGUGCAGGCCAAGGCGUACCAGGUUGAGAUCACCAACGCCAGGACUGUUGAGGAUGCCGUCAAUGCCGUUGUCAAGGACUUCAACGGUCGUCUGGAUGUCUUCAUUGCCAACGCUGGUGUCCCCUGGACUCAGGGCCCCAUGGUUGAUGGCUCUCUGGACCACUACCGCAAGGUUAUUGGUAUCGAUCUCGACGGCACUUUCUAUUGCGCCAGGGCGGCUGCCGCACACUGGCGCCGCCAGAAAGAGGAGGGCACCGAUGCUAACGGCAACAAGCUGGCCAACUUUAACCAUGGCAGCUUUGUGGCCACGGCCUCGAUGAGUGGUCACAUUGUCAACUUCCCUCAGAUGCAGGCCGCGUACAACGCCUCCAAGUCUGCUGUCAUCCACCUCUGUAAAUCCCUCUCUGUCGAAUGGGUCCGCUUCGCCCGUGCCAACACCGUUUCCCCGGGGUACAUUGCCACGGAGAUUUCCAACUUUGUCCCCGAGGAGACCAAGAACAUUUGGCGCGACAAGAUCCCCAUGGGUCGUGAGGGUCUUCCUCAGGAGUUGAAGGGUGCUUACCUCUACCUCGCCUCAGAUGCCUCCACCUACACCACCGGUGCCGAUAUCGUUGUUGACGGUGGCUACUGUGCGCCGUAG
Penicillium alfredii is the source of this 882-nucleotide messenger RNA. Its product is annotated as putative carbonyl reductase. Gene Ontology annotation, cellular component: intracellular anatomical structure. NCBI's taxonomy places the organism in Eukaryota, Fungi, Ascomycota, Eurotiomycetes, Eurotiales, Aspergillaceae. The transcript has 3 exons. Gene Ontology annotation, molecular function: oxidoreductase activity, acting on NAD(P)H, oxygen as acceptor. The record is from RefSeq and is a predicted model, not a curated record. Bases 1 to 882 code for a protein of 293 amino acids.